AUGCCAUCGCGUUGGUUUGCUCAAAGCGAGGUCGCCCCUGGUACUAUCAUCCAGAUUAGGAAGGCCAGGUGGGUAAUUCGCGAGGUAGCUAGUGAGCACUGCUUCCAGCUCAACCCGGACGAUCUGCGGGACAAACAUGACCCCUCCUUGGCCUGUACUCGUCUCGUUUGCGAGACACAUGGACCGGAUGGCCCUGUUCAGGGUCACAUGCGUUAUUAUAAGCAGAUUUCCAUUGAAGGAACUGAAGCUGGACCUCCAACCACACGAGCCGAGCAAGCAGAAUCCUUUUGUCCGAUUGAACUAAAGCACCUACGCACCUUGACCCAGAAGAGAUCAACCAUCACCCCCCGUCUGCUGGACAGCAAAGAAGACAAGCAGGAUAAUACUGGCUUUGUUCCCGGCGGGUUUGUCACUUGGGUUGUUUGGGAAGCGGUACCAGGACUCCAACUGGGUAAUGAUGUCGGUUCUGCGCCAUUCUGGGGUUUGAGUCGGGACGAGCGGGAUGCAGUGCGUCAAGCAUUCAAAGAGAGCAUCUGCAAGCUUGAGAUCUGGGGACACCUACCUUACCCUGAACACGCUAAAAACCUUGUGUGGGAUUCCACCACGGGCAGUUUGUACUAUGUUGGAUUCCUCCUCACCUGCAAGGGCGAUCCACGAGCUGUCUGGUCUCCUGCCAAAUGGGCAGGAGGCGAUAUUAAUACAGAUGGAGUUCAUAUGACAAUAUCCAGAUCGUUCUACACCGUCCAUCUGUUCGAUAUAUUCGUUGUCUACCAUUUUCUUCAAGUUGGCGCAACUACGAUGCGGGCCCGACUAGCUUCGAGCAGUGCAAGCAGUAUGAUCGGCGUACCUGUAGCAUAUUGCCGCGGUAUUCCAAGACCCUUCUCACGGCGCAGAGUGCUCAUGCAGCAGCCUCUGCAGGGACACUCGCAACAUCAUCUGGGGGUUCUUCACAGUCGGUAA
Aspergillus welwitschiae is the source of this 960-nucleotide messenger RNA. RefSeq lists its product as uncharacterized. NCBI's taxonomy places the organism in Eukaryota, Fungi, Ascomycota, Eurotiomycetes, Eurotiales, Aspergillaceae. The record is from RefSeq and is a predicted model, not a curated record. Bases 1 to 960 code for a protein of 319 amino acids. The transcript is spliced from 5 exons.